UGCGAAUAGCAUUAUGGGAAAAUGUAGGGGAAGCCAUGUUUGCAACAAUGCUCUUCGAGAUAAAGAUUUACAAAUAAUGGUAUAUUUUUACAUCUACUGAAGAUUACAGGUAUUGAAGAGGGAGAUAAUAACUUUCCACAAUGUGGCCUGCUGCACAGGGGGGCUGGGGAACAUGGCCCAUUCAACAAGCUGCCUAUCAACAUAUUCCACAUGAGCAAGUUGACUGGGCAGCAUUAGCAAAGCAGUGGAUAUCACAGAAGGACAAUUUGGAAGCAGCACAGCAAGGGAACCAACCUGUUGAAGGCAAUCAGAAUCAGGCAGCACCACCUGACGGUGGCCAAGGUCAUGCUGCAAAUGUUGCUGUGGAAAAUGGAAACCAAAAUACAAGUUUUAGUGGUGCAGAAGGGAGCUACCCCAUGGGAGAUCAGAACCAGAUGACUGGAGGCUGGGGAUGGGGGAUGCAUGGAUGGGACAUGGGAGGAUGGGGGAUGCAGGGAGAAAUGAAGGAGGCACAGACAUUUGAUUAUGGGCAUGGCAAUCAAGGGUAUACCCAGUCAUUUGAUUACAACCACGGAGGAUUCCAGGGCUAUGAGAACUAUGGAGGUGAUGAAUACACAUACUGGAAUGAGGGUCCCCCUGGUGUCGGAGACCAAGUGCCUGGGCCAAGAGGAGGCAGAGGGAAAAGGUCGCCACAGUCAUCCACCAUAGUACCAGAAGAUGAUACCACUGUCAUUGAUGCUGCAAAGAGACGAACCCUUCCAGCAUGGAUCAGAGAAGGUCUGGAAAAAGUUGAACGUGAAAAACAGAAGAAAUUAGAAAAAGAGCAGCGUGAAAAAGAACUUAAAGAGGCAAGGGAAGCAAGGGAAAAGGCAGAGAAGUUAGCACUGGAAGAACUAGAAAAAGAAAAGUCUGGCAGUGGUAGUCCAAAGAUGCCAAAAAAGAGCAAAUUUGAUGAUUCUGAUGAAGAUGAAGAAGAAACAGAUGAACAAAAUGAACGACUCUCUCCUAAAGUGGACCAAUCUGAAAAUCGAGAAAAAGAAGCUGAAGCAAAACCUAAAUGGAAGAAAGCAGCUCCCACUAUUGACACCAGGACAGAGGAGGAAAAACAGGCAGAUUUUAUGAUGCGUGUCCGCCGUAUGCUGACAGAGAUUUUGCUGGAGGUGACUGGUGAAGAAAUUCAUGGUGUAGCUAAAGAGGUGUACCAAAGAGCUAAAACCAAGGCUUCUAAAGCUCCAGCAAAGCAGCUAGCCUCCUCAACUGCUUUGGCAUCUAUAACAUCGCUUGGGCUAGGCUAUGGGUCUGGUAGUGAGGAUGAGGCAGAUGAGAGCACUAGGGAAGAAGAUAAUGAUGAGGAAGAAGACUCUGAUGAUGAGCUUCAAGAGACAAUUCGACGCAGGUUGAUAGAAGAAGAAGAGCGGCAGCUGAAAAUGGAACAAGCAGAGGCAGCUAGGUUGGAAGAGGAAAGGCAACUGAAGUUAGCCAAAGGAGAUAGUACAGAGCAUGGAAAUGUUCCUCCACCAGAAGUUCUGGCUCCUGCACUGCGUCCAUUUGAAAACAGAUACAGUAACAUCCCAGGUCUUGAUGUCAAGGAUGAGGAGAAAACCACUGAAGAGCAGAAAGACAGGAGUAAAUCCCAUAAUAGGCAUUUUUCUAGGGAAAAAGUUGAUGGCUCUCAAAUAAAAAGUUCUAGGCUAAAAGACGAAGUAAUGGAGAAGAAAAGGAAACACUCAGAAAGUUCGUCUUCAUCUGAUAGUUCGUCUGAUAGCUCUGAUAGCAGUGGGGAAAGUUCUGAUUCUAGUAGUAGUAGUAGUAGAUCGAGUACACAACAGAAACUUAAGGAUAGGAAAAGGUCUCGUCAGAGUCACCAGUCAAGAAGUGAAAGUAGGGAUAGAAGAGGUAGCAGGGAAAGGAAUAUAGAUGGGGAUGAACAUAAGGUUAGAGACAAAGGCAAAAGAAGGGAUGGUGGAAAAGACAAGGACAGGGACAGACAUAAAGAAGACAUAGACAAAAAAUAUCGAGACAGGGACAGAGAGAAAGAAAGAGAUAGGGACAGAAAAAAGUAUCCUGAAAGAGAAAGGGAUAGGUAUAAAUCUGACAGAAAAGGUAGUAGGGAAAGACACAAGAGCAAAGAAAGGGAAAGGAGUAGAAGUAGGGAUAGAAGGCCUAGGGACAGAGACAGAAGUGGAAGUAGGGAGAAAAAGAGACGUAGGGAUUCAAGUAGAGACAGACGGCAUUCAUAUGACAGAGACAAACACCAUAAGGAGAAAUAUUACAACAGAGACAGUAGUUCAAAAGACAAAAAGCCAAGAAGGCAUACAAAAUCAGUGUCAGACUCCAAUGAGAGUCCAGGCUAUGAUGAUUCCCCUCAGAGACACAAAAAGAAAAAGAAAAAUAAACACAGUGAAGGCAAGGAAAGAAGUAGUAAGAAAUCACGCAAGGAUAAGCAGCAGUCGAGGUCUGAAAGUGAUGAGGAGUCAACAGAUGGUAAGAGAUCAAGUCGGAAAAGCAAGUGAACUGCUUGAUAGGUGGGACAGACUUUGGGUGGAGAUCAGCGGGGACACAUGCUUCAAGUGGAUAUAGAGCUUAUAUGGUCUGUGAAAAUGUGCUGUGCAAAUCUUUAAGAUCAAUUUCUUUGAAAUUUUGUAACUUUUAAUUAUACAUGUAUUAUUAAAUUUUAUUAAGCAGUUGU
Molecule: messenger RNA, 2689 nt
Organism: Lingula anatina
Lineage: Eukaryota; Metazoa; Brachiopoda; Lingulata; Lingulida; Lingulidae
Source: RefSeq, a predicted model, not a curated record